This is a messenger RNA of Prinia subflava (tawny-flanked prinia), 1240 nucleotides long. RefSeq names its product filamin A-interacting protein 1-like. Lineage: Eukaryota; Metazoa; Chordata; Aves; Passeriformes; Cisticolidae. The transcript has 6 exons. Bases 614 to 1240 code for a protein of 208 amino acids. The record is from RefSeq and is a predicted model, not a curated record.
UGCCUUCUGAGUAUGAAGAGAAUUGCACAGAAAGUGGGUUGGGCUAUAUUUAGAGUUUGGUCCAACUCCGUGCCAAGGUCCCCCCUGCUGUCUCUCUCUUGCAGCACCGUCUCAGGUUUAUUCUUGCAGAUUCUCAGCCCACAGAACACACGAGGAUAGCAAAGUCGCUCCGAGCUACUUACUGCUGGAUCGAGGUUUUUUGCAAUUUGCUAAAAACAAGUGGAUCAGCAGCUCAGAUGAGAACUCCUUAAAUCCCUCACUCUUCUAGUCCUUAUCUUUUUUUAUUUAAGUGGAUUUUCCCUUCUCAGUUGAAUAAGGAGAGGAAACUGCCUGGGAAAGAGCAAAAAGACUCUCCUGAGCUAAGGAUGUUUGCAUCCAGGGCAGCAAUGCCACUUCCUACUACGUGAUAAAGAUCAUGAGGACUCUGCAGGACUGCCACCUGCGCCUUGCCAAAAUGACGGCAUCUGCCAGAACGUUCAGGUUUCCAGUCUGUGAUGCUCCAGCAGAUUCAUACUAUAAGAGGCACAAUUCUGGAGACAACUAAGAGGAAAUUUAGGGAAAAUAUCCCUAACUAUCAGCAGAAGAGCUCUGAACUGCUUCAGAGAUAUAAACCAUGCAUUCCAGAAGUAACAGCACCGAAAGCCCAACCAGACCAAAGCUGAGCCAGCCAAGGGCGAAAGACCACAGCAAAGAAGGGGCUGGUUACAGUGGGAAAGGAAAUGCACAAACACAGCAGAAAGAGAAGGACGAUGCAGCCCAAGCCAGCACCAUCCUGAGAAGUCCAAAGGCAGAGAAAAAACAAAAAAGUUCUGUCAAGAAAAGGGAGGAUCUUUCUCGUGAUGACCUGCUAUUUCUUCUCAGUGUCCUCGAGGGUGAAUUACAGGCUCAAGAUGAAGUUAUAGGAGUACUUAAGGCUGAAAAAAUUGACUUGGCUUUGCUCGAAGCACAGUACGGCUUUGUUACUCCCAAGAAGGUGUUAGAGGCACUCCAGCGAGAUGCUAUUCAAACAAAGGCUGAGCAAUGGCAAGAAGAUAUCUAUGAAAAGCCUAUGGGAGAGCUUGAUAAAGUUGUAGAGAAACAGAAAGAAGUUCACAGGAGAAUGCUGGAACAACUUCUAAUGGUAGAAAAAGCACACAGACAGACACUGUAUGAACUCGAGGAAGAGAAGAGGAAGCACAGCAAAUACAUGGAAAAAAGUGAUGAGUUUACAAACUUGCUGGAACAAGAAUGUGAAAGGUAA